This is a messenger RNA of Ostrea edulis (European flat oyster), 1851 nucleotides long. Its product is annotated as kelch-like protein 10. Gene Ontology annotation, molecular function: protein binding. Lineage: Eukaryota; Metazoa; Mollusca; Bivalvia; Ostreida; Ostreidae. The record is from RefSeq and is a predicted model, not a curated record. The transcript has 6 exons. Bases 49 to 1797 code for a protein of 582 amino acids.
CUAUGCUAUCAGCGGGAAGCGUGAUUAACAACGGAUACAACAAAUAGCAUGGAAGACGAAGUAUCUACUCCGAUGGAAGGGAAUGUGGAAAAGAAUUUCAGCGUUGAGGCGUGCAAUAUUCUUUGGGAACUGCGUAAAAGUGGACAGUUAUGCGAUGCCGUCAUACGGGUGGAAGAUACGGAAUUCCCAAUUCACCGAAAUAUUAUGUCGGCAUGCAGUCCGUAUUUUAGAACACUUUUCACAAAUGAGUUAUUCGACACUAACUCACGAGAAGUGGUCAUUCCUGGGGUUUCUGCGGAAAUUAUGAGUCUAAUCAUAGACUAUGCCUAUACCAGAGAUGCCGCAUUGACAUCAGAGAAUAUAGAACAUUUGCUGCCAGCAGCUGACCAAUUUCAUGUCAUGGGUCUUGUGAAACUUUGCUGCGAUUUCCUCAUUUCUGAACUAUCUCCAGAAAACUGCAUUGGAAUUGGGCGAUUUGCUAGAACUUUUUUUUGCCAUAAUUUAGAGAGAGCUGCGUUUAGAUAUCUGAUGUUGAAUAUCGCGGACGUGUUAACCUUCAGUAAUGAAUAUAUUCAACUGGGUAUAUCGGAGGUUUGUGAUAUUUUAUCCUCCGACGAGUUGAACGUUAGAAAUGAGGAGAUCGUUUUCGAUGCAAUUUUGCGUUGGAUCGAUUUUGAGCCUGAAAUGAGAAAAGAUUAUAUUGCCCGACUACUGAAAACGAUUAGACUCGGGCUUUUAACGACUCAGUAUUUCGUGGAGAAAGUCAAAGUUCAUCCAUAUAUCAAAGACAACGAUUCCUGUAAGCCUGUCAUUAUAGAAACUCUUAAGUUCCUUUACGACUUGGAUAUGGAUGAGGACAAAGAACUCGAUCUUAAUAACCCACUGGCCAAACCCCGCGUGCCGCACGAAAUUUUGUUUGUGGUUGGUGGAUGGAGUGGCGGAUCCCCAACAAAUAUUGUGGAGACGUACGACACGCGCGCGGAUCGUUGGAUCAUUUGCGAUGCCGUUGAUACAGGUCCUAGGGCGUAUCACGGAACAUCCACGAUAAACCAUAUAAUCUAUGUCAUCGGAGGCUUUGACGGAGUGGAAUAUUUCAACAGCGUACGCAGCUUUAACCCGAUGACCAAGGACUGGAAAGAAAAGGCUCCCAUGAACAAUAAGAGGUGUUACGUCAGUACAACUGUCAUGGGAGACUACAUCUAUGCCAUGGGAGGUUAUGACGGUCAGGUGAGACAGAAUACUGUUGAACGGUACCUUCCGGUCAAAAACCAGUGGAGCUUCAUUUCACCAAUGCAACACCGUAGAAGCGAUGCCAGCGCCACCACACUUGACGGCAAGGUGUACAUCUGUGGCGGGUUUAAUGGUCACGAGUGCCUCAGUACUGCGGAAAGUUAUGACCCCCAGUUCAAUCAAUGGACACUUCUGGAGCCCAUGAGAAACAGGCGCAGUGGUAUUGGUGUUAUUGCCUACAAAGAUGAAAUUUAUGCCUUAGGGGGGUUUAACGGAAUCACCCGGAUGAACACGGGGGAGAAAUAUUGCCCCAAAUCGAACAGAUGGAAAACGAUACCAGAGAUGUUUAACCCAAGAAGCAACUUUGCUGUUGAGGUAAUCGAUGAGAUGGUAUUUGCCAUUGGUGGAUUUAAUGGAGUGACCACUAUUUACAACGUUGAAUGUUUCGAUGCCUCUACUGAUGAAUGGUAUGAUGCAACAGAUAUGAAUUUGAACCGCAGUGCAUUAAGUGCAUGCGUGGUGAAAGAACUCCCCAGCGUUCAUGACUACAUUCACUCAGAACGAUAGACACUAUGUACAGUCCGCUUUCAGAUAGUAAAUAAAGGUUAUGAAAAGCAAUAA